Messenger RNA from Oryzias latipes (Japanese medaka), 1557 nucleotides. The record is from RefSeq and is a predicted model, not a curated record. Lineage: Eukaryota; Metazoa; Chordata; Actinopteri; Beloniformes; Adrianichthyidae.
AUGUUGGUGGCUAGGCUGACUUGCUUAAAGAGUCUCCCGCUCGUCGGGCUCCGUCCUGUGCUGACCCAAAGCUCUUCAUCCUUGAGGGCACCCACAUGGAAGGCCUGCCCGCCCCUUCUCAUGCCGCAGCAGGGUUUUUCCUCACGGGCUAGGUUUGGGUUCCGCCGUGUGAAAACUGCAAAGGAUCAAAUUAAAGAAGCAGCUUUUGAGCCAGCAACAGAUACAGCCAUCAAAAUUGACAGCAUGGGAAGGAUCAUUCUUGCAGGAGGUGCAGCAGUAGGUCUUGGAGCUCUGUGCUAUUAUGGACUGGGCAUGUCCAAUGAAAUUGGUGCCCUUGAGAAAUCUAUGAUCUGGCCUCAGUACGUGAAGGACAGAAUCCACUCCACCUACAUGUACUUUGCAGGCAGCGUUGGACUAACGGCUCUGUCAGCAGUUGCUGUGAGCAGGACACCAGCACUAAUGGGUCUAAUGAUGAAAGGAUCAUGGCUUGCAAUUGGAGCAACUUUUGCUGCAAUGAUUGGUGCGGGAAUGUUGGUUAGGUCCAUUUCAUAUGAGCACAGCCCAAUGCCCAAACAUCUUGCUUGGAUGCUCCAUGCAGGUGUGAUGGGCGCUGUCAUUGCUCCACUGACCCUCCUUGGAGGGCCUCUGAUGAUGAGGGCUGCCUGGUAUACAGCUGGUAUUGUGGGAGGACUGUCUACUGUGGCCAUGUGUGCCCCCAGUGAGAAGUUCCUCAACAUGGGAGGGCCGCUGGCUGUUGGCUUUGGGGUGGUGUUUGCCUCAUCUCUGGGAUCCAUGUUCCUCCCACCCACUUCUGCGUUCGGAGCAGGCCUGUAUUCCGUCGCCGUCUAUGGCGGCCUGGUCCUGUUCAGCAUGUUCCUCCUUUACGACACACAGAAGGUUAUCAAGAAGGCGGAGACCCACCCGCUCUACGGCGUGCAGAAAUAUGACCCCAUCAAUGCGUGCAUGGGGAUCUAUAUGGACACCCUCAAUAUUUUCAUGAGGCUGGUGAUGAUUCUGGCUAACGGAGGAGGUGGUAAAAGGAAGUAAACGUCAGGAUGGCCUUUCUUUCUUUCCUCAAACCAGAAAAAAACUCAUUUGAAUUCCUAUCAACAAACAUCAGGUGUUAAAAUGUAAGUGCAAGAAGAAUGGUAGAUGAAGAAGAAAGCUUCUGGACUGAAGGGGACUGGCACCAGUUAUGAGUUAAGAAGACGCACUGAAAAAGAGAGGACACUCACUUGAUUUUGGGAGUUCAUCGUUUUUACGGCGAUGGAUGUUUUUGAUGAACCUGUCAGUGUCAUGUUUCUUGACUCUGGUUUUCUUUUUUUAUUUAUUGUCAUCUGGCAUUGAAGUUGAGAAAUGUAUUGGGUUACACCGCGUGUGUGGACUCUAAUAUAUUUUACACGGGCACCAACUGACUGGGCUGUCGGUUCUAGAAAAUUCACCAACGCUGUACUUUUUAACAGACAGUAUCAGUGGAUUUUGGUUGAGUUAACCUAGAAGAAAAAUGUGGUAAAUUCAAUUCUAUGUUUAAUAAACAAAUAAACAAUUCAAACAUGA